Molecule: messenger RNA, 1431 nt
Organism: Cydia strobilella
Lineage: Eukaryota; Metazoa; Arthropoda; Insecta; Lepidoptera; Tortricidae
Product: putative peptidyl-prolyl cis-trans isomerase dodo
Exons: 3
Coding region: 152-646 (164 amino acids)
Cellular component (GO): nucleus; cytosol
Molecular function (GO): protein binding; peptidyl-prolyl cis-trans isomerase activity
Source: RefSeq, a predicted model, not a curated record
UUUGCCUCACUUCUGCACCGGCUAGAAAAAACAGAUUGGCUUUGGUUCGAUUCAGAAUCUUCAGUCAGAGCAUUUAUUUGUUACUUGUGUCUUAAUUUCUUACGGCGACUUGCAAAUUACAUAGCCCGCACCUUUACAGACCCGAAGAAAGAUGUCUCAGGAAGAAAGUCUACCUGAGGGAUGGGAAGCUCGCAAGAGCCGGAGCACGGGUAUGACAUAUUACCUGAACUCCCACACUAAGAAGUCGCAGUGGGAGAAGCCCGAGGGCCCUGCUCCCAUGGAAGAGGAAGAGGAUGAUGGCAGUUCUCCGAAGAAGGUGCAGUGCAGCCACUUGUUGGUGAAGCAUGAAGGAAGCCGGCGCCCAUCAUCAUGGCGUGAGGAUAACAUCACUCGCUCUAAGGAGGAGGCACUAGCCAUUCUCUCAGAGUAUCGUCAGAAGAUUGUCAACAAGGAAGCAACAUUUGAAGAGUUGGCCAAACAGUACUCUGAUUGCUCAUCAGCCAAGCGUGACGGUGAUCUGGGUAUGUUCAAGAGGGGGCAAAUGCAGAAGCCUUUUGAGGAUUGUGCCUUCUCCCUGAAGAUAGGACAGCUCAGCCAGCCUGUUGAGACGGAUUCAGGAGUCCACAUUAUUCUCCGAACUGCCUAAAUCUAUCACAACAACUAUUGAUACACAGGUUCCACAUCUUAUUUUAUUGCAAAAUUUUAACUUUUACAUCAAUUUCAGAUCUUCAGGUAAUAUUUGUGUCAUAAAGUAGCAAAAUCAAUGAUUACUGAAAUAACUAUUAAUUAACUAUGAUACUAUACCUAAGGGCAAUUUUUAUUUUAUUUUGGGCUUUGUUAUUUUGUUUAAAACAAAAGACCCCAAGCUAUGAAGUUAUGAUUUACAAUAAAUUAGAUAUACUUAAGUCUUGUUAGUAUUGGAUAACUUAUUAAAUUAUAUUUUUUACAAAAUACAUAAUGGUUUCACAAGAUUGUUAUUGAGGUUUAACAUGGGGAGUAUUUUAAUUUUAAACUUUCGUAUGCGCAUGUCAAAAAAUGUACAUAUAAAUAGCAAUCGUGACAACUUCAUGUUUAAGUUGAAUAUAUAUGGAGCAGAUCUGCUCCUAAGCAUACGAAAGGUUAAGAAGUAAGUGAAAUUACUGAUACUUCAUAACAAAACUAAGCACAAACAGACUGGCAGAUUCCAGAGUUAUUAUGAAUUCUAUACACUGAAAUAUGGUGUUAAAUUUAGCAUAAAUGGUAACGGUUUGAUGAUUGAAGAAACAAAAUAAUUAAACAGUUCUCUUGGGUUUGAUGACGUCCACAUCCACACAAACUGGAAAAUAAUUAGAAACAGAAUUCAUUUUUUCAGUGAAUUGUACUUAGUACUAUUAAGAUAAAAUAUUUUCUAAUUUAUCUGUACCUUACCUUGGAAUAAAAUACUUAUUUUUA